CAAGAUCAAUUCGGAUUGGCUCUGGUUCGUUUAGAAAAAUGUUUCGGGGGGACUAUAUGUGGAGCAAUUCGGCAUAAAUUGAUACCGACACCUCAGAAUUUGGUAACCUCACCUCCAUUAACAACUACUUAUGAAUCCUUUUUCGGUUUACACCCAUUAUCUCAAGUUUUGGAUCGAACUAAUCCAUUGACCCAAAUAGUUCAUGGGAGAAAAUUAAGUUAUUUGGGCCCUGGAGGACUGACAGGCCGCACUGCCAGUUUUCGGAUACGAGAUAUCCAUCCUAGUCACUAUGGACGUAUUUGCCCAAUUGACACAUCUGAAGGAAUCAAUGUUGGACUUAUUGGAUCCUUAUCAAUUCAUGCGAGGAUUGGUCAUUGGGGAUCUCUAGAAAGCCCUUUUUAUGAAAUUUCUGAGAGGUCAACCGGGGUACGGAUGCUUUAUUUAUCACCAGGUAGCGAUGAAUACUAUAUGGUAGCGGCAGGAAAUUCUUUAGCCUUAAAUCGGGAUAUUCAGGAAGAACAGGUUGUUCCAGCUAGAUACCGUCAAGAAUUCUUGACUAUUGCAUGGGAACAGGUUCAUCUUCGAAGUAUUUUUCCUUUUCAAUAUUUUUCUAUUGGAGCUUCCCUCAUUCCUUUUAUCGAACAUAAUGAUGCGAAUCGAGCUUUAAUGAGUUCUAAUAUGCAACGUCAAGCAGUUCCUCUUUCUCGCUCCGAGAAAUGCAUUGUUGGGACUGGGUUGGAACGACAAGCAGCUCUAGAUUCGGGGGCUCUUGCUAUAGCCGAACGCGAGGGAAGGGUCGUUUAUACCAAUACUGACAAGAUUCUUUUAGCAGGUAAUGGAGAUAUUCUAAGCAUUCCAUUAGUUAUAUAUCAACGUUCCAAUAAAAAUACUUGUAUGCAUCAAAAACUCCGGGUUCCUCGGGGUAAAUGCAUUAAAAAGGGACAAAUUUUAGCGGAUGGUGCUGCUACGGUUGGUGGCGAACUUGCUUUGGGGAAAAACGUAUUAGUAGCUUAUAUGCCGUGGGAGGGUUACAAUUUUGAAGAUGCAGUACUUAUUAGCGAGCGUUUGGUAUAUGAAGAUAUUUAUACUUCUUUUCACAUACGGAAAUAUGAAAUUCAUACUCAUGUGACAAGUCAAGGCCCUGAAAAAGUAACUAAUGAAAUACCGCAUUUAGAAGCCCAUUUACUCCGCAAUUUAGACAAAAAAGGAAUUGUGAUGCUGGGAUCUUGGGUAGAGACGGGUGAUAUUUUAGUAGGUAAAUUAACACCCCAAGUCGUGAAAGAAUCUUCGUAUGCCCCGGAAGAUAGAUUGUUACGAGCUAUACUUGGUAUUCAGGUAUCUACUUCAAAAGAAACUUGUCUAAAAUUACCUAUAGGUGGCAGGGGUCGGGUUAUUGAUGUGAGGUGGAUCCAGAAAAGGGGUGGUUCUAGUUAUAAUCCCGAAACGAUUCGUGUAUAUAUUUCACAGAAACGUGAAAUCAAAGUAGGCGAUAAAGUAGCUGGAAGACACGGAAAUAAAGGUAUCAUUUCCAAAAUUUUGCCUAGACAAGAUAUGCCUUAUUUACAAGAUGGAAGAUCCGUUGAUAUGGUCUUUAACCCAUUAGGAGUACCUUCACGAAUGAAUGUCGGACAGAUAUUUGAAUGUUCACUAGGGUUAGCAGGGAGUCUGCUAGACAGACAUUAUCGAAUAGCACCUUUUGAUGAGAGAUAUGAACAAGAAGCUUCGAGAAAACUAGUGUUUUCUGAAUUAUAUGAAGCCAGUAAGCAAACAGCGAAUCCAUGGGUAUUUGAACCCGAAUAUCCAGGAAAAAGCAGAAUAUUUGAUGGAAGGACGGGGAAUCCUUUUGAACAACCCGUUAUAAUAGGAAAGCCUUAUAUCUUGAAAUUAAUUCAUCAAGUUGAUGAUAAAAUCCAUGGCCGUUCCAGUGGACAUUAUGCGCUUGUUACACAACAACCCCUUAGAGGAAGAGCCAAACAGGGGGGACAGCGGGUAGGAGAAAUGGAGGUUUGGGCUCUAGAAGGGUUUGGGGUUGCUCAUAUUUUACAAGAGAUGCUUACUUAUAAAUCGGAUCAUAUUAGAGCUCGCCAGGAAGUACUUGGUACUACAAUCAUUGGGGGAACAAUACCUAAUCCCGAAGAUGCUCCAGAAUCUUUUCGAUUGCUCGUUCGAGAACUACGAUCUUUAGCUCUGGAACUGAAUCAUUUCCUUGUAUCUGAGAAGAACUUCCAGAUUAAUAGGAAGGAAGCUUAAUCGGAAUGAAUAAUAAUUUUUCUUCUAUGAUUGAUCGAUAUAAACAUCAACAGCUCCGAAUUGGAUCAGUUUCUCCUCAACAAAUAAGUGCUUGGGCCACAAAAAUCCUGCCUAAUGGAGAGAUAGUUGGAGAGGUAACAAAACCCUAUACUUUUCAUUACAAAACAAAUAAACCGGAAAAAGAUGGAUUAUUUUGUGAAAGAAUUUUUGGUCCUAUAAAAAGCGGAAUUUGUGCUUGUGGAAAUUAUCGAGUAAUCGGAGAUGAAAAAGAAGACCCGAAAUUUUGUGAACA
Messenger RNA from Solanum verrucosum, 2542 nucleotides. Its product is annotated as DNA-directed RNA polymerase subunit beta-like. The record is from RefSeq and is a predicted model, not a curated record. NCBI's taxonomy places the organism in Eukaryota, Viridiplantae, Streptophyta, Magnoliopsida, Solanales, Solanaceae. Gene Ontology annotation, biological process: DNA-templated transcription. Gene Ontology annotation, molecular function: ribonucleoside binding; DNA-directed RNA polymerase activity; DNA binding.